Molecule: messenger RNA, 2076 nt
Organism: Haliotis rufescens (red abalone)
Lineage: Eukaryota; Metazoa; Mollusca; Gastropoda; Lepetellida; Haliotidae
Product: synaptotagmin-15-like
Exons: 9
Coding region: 313-1617 (434 amino acids)
Biological process (GO): calcium-ion regulated exocytosis; regulation of calcium ion-dependent exocytosis; cellular response to calcium ion
Cellular component (GO): membrane
Molecular function (GO): syntaxin binding; phosphatidylserine binding; calcium ion binding
Source: RefSeq, a predicted model, not a curated record
UAGACCAGUGAAGCCGAGGGACUCCGUCUCCAAACCGUCGCUGGUGUAAGAGCUGGUCUAUCGCGGACUGUACCGUGCUGUGUUAUAAUCACGUGUCCGUCUUGGGCUGAGGCAGCGCACCUGGUGCUGCGUUAAUGCUGGAGAGCGAACUUUAGUCCUGUUGGACGCGGUGUGGUGUUGCGGCUUCUCACAGAUGGCCAGCUUUUAGUCCAAGUGUGGUAUUGCGAAACCUUGGAUUUACAUUCUACUUUCCUAGAUGAAUCAUCGUUGUUGUUAAAGUGUUAAGGCCAUUUUCCACCGGAACCAUACAUUAUGCCUGACAAGACAAAACCUAUUGAACUUUCUGGAAAUCCUCACGUCCACAAGAUUGCCACAGCGUCUUUGGCUGGGGUCAUCGUUGGAUGUUUGUUGUCCGCCAUCAUGGUCGUGUUUAUGACACUGCUGGCGUGGCGCAUCUGUCGCCGAAAGCGGAACAAGGCCAGUACAUAUGAACAGAUAAUGACGGACCACCGGAACCAACAAGUAGCCAAUGAAAACGGAGGAAUAAUCGCCACCGCUGUCAGCAUGAAACAGAUCCCCUUUACUGUCCCCACCCAGGGGCCGGGUCAGAAUUCCAGGAGGGGGGACGUCAGGCUACAAGAGGAGGCAGCCUUUGGGGGAGGCUCGGAACCAACGUCCCCCACGGGGAAACGCCCAUCAGUCGAAAUACCAGGUGCCUAUGCCCUGGGAUCCAUUGACCCAAGCUUGUACAAAAUUGCCGAUGAGGAUGAUGACUAUGACGUCCCGAGGGACCACAUCGGCCGCAUCUGGUUCGCCGUCGAGUAUGAACGGGAAACAGAGAAGCUGCUGGUCACCCUCAUCAAAGCCAAGAACCUACCCAGCCGGGUAUUGGGGAACGAUAAUGGAUGCGAUCCAUUUGUCAGACUGUACCUGAUGCCCGACGAAAGACGUUAUCUCCAGUCAAAGUUUAGAAAGAAAACCUGUAACCCGAAGUUCGAGGAGAGCUACGUCUUCCAGGUGAAUUCCCGGACUAUUGACGACCGCGUUCUGAAGCUGACAGUGUACGACGUGGAUAGACACAAGCGCCACAACGUCAUCGGCCACGCCCUGUACCCGCUCCGUGACCACGACUGUCUGCUGGAGGGGAGGCUGGUGGUGUGGAGGGACCUGGAGAGAGAGGUGUCGGAGACGACCUCAGACCGAGGGGAGAUUCUUGUGUCCUUGUCCUACAACAACCACCUGGAGCGACUCACUGUCAGCGUUUUCGAGGGGAAAACCUUCAAGCGGGUGGACGGCGUCACCACUGUCGAUUCCUACGCUAAAGUCAGCCUGAUGAUUCAAAACAAGAUGGUCAAGAGCAAGAAGACUGAGGUGGUUAAGAAGUCGACAAGCCCAACGUACAAUGAGUCCUUCACCUUCAAGCUCCCCGUGACCAGCCUUGAUACUGCCAGUAUCACUCUCACAGCUAUGCAAUAUUACAGCGGGCACAAAGAUAAAGCAAUUGGUCGGGUCGUGCUUGGAUCCUUCAUGUUUGCACGUGGAAAGGAACUGGAUCACUGGAAUGAAAUGGUAGCAAAUCAGAAGGAACAAGUGUCACACUGGCACGUGUUGUCAUGACAACUGGGAUGAUGAAGCUGGGUCAAGGCCAUUUGAGACGUCCUUGAUACCAACGGGAGUGUUAUGCAGCGAUCAGAACCCGGAUGUUGUUGCGUUUGUUUGCCGGGAUAAUUGAGACAUGACGUGCCUACAGAAACUAUGACAUUCACCUUGUGACAGUGUAGCUUUCUGUUGUUUCGUGGCUGGUCAAAUGGCAAAUAGUUAUUCGAUCUGAUCGAAAAUUGAUAAUGAAAAUUCAUGCAUUAGAAUCGCCGUGCUGGAUCAAAAUGUCAUUGACUAUAUAUCAGACUCACUGUGCUAAUAUUUGUUGAUUGCAUCGCGACUGCUUCAAGCACACACGAACAUAACAUAAUGUCAGUGGUGUUGUGCUUUGCCGGCUUGUUUGUGUCGACAUUCUGCCAUAAUAUUAAUGUAGUCGACAGGUGAUAUGUACAAAUGUAAUAAAUAUCAAUCGUUGUC